Acanthopagrus latus (yellowfin seabream) is the source of this 3000-nucleotide messenger RNA. It is a transcript of the gene ostn, whose product is annotated as osteocrin. The coding region runs from base 165 to 620 and encodes 151 amino acids. Gene Ontology annotation, biological process: hormone-mediated signaling pathway. Gene Ontology annotation, molecular function: signaling receptor binding. NCBI's taxonomy places the organism in Eukaryota, Metazoa, Chordata, Actinopteri, Spariformes, Sparidae. The transcript is spliced from 5 exons. The record is from RefSeq and is a predicted model, not a curated record.
GGUUGUUCCCAGGAGGUUUCAUUAACGAUUUAAUGAGUUAAUGAUCCUGAUGAUUAAAUGUCAAACACACACAGUGGAAAAGAAGGAAAGCACAGGAAGUGAUGUCAUUACAGCGGAGGCUGCUGAUUGGACAGGAGAUUCCCGGGCAGCUGCUAUAAAACCUGAUGAGAAGACACAGAGAGACAGAAGAGACGACGCAGCAGGACACACACUCUGAGAAGAUGCAGUUCUGUGGCUGUUUGUUGAUCUGCAUCACUCUGCUCCUCUGCAGCGCCGAAGGAUUCAGGGUCCGACCUGCCCGGCAUGUAGACCGGCCCAUGUCGAGGCCUCCGUUAGGACUUCGGCUUCGUCACGGAGGGAUGAAGGCGGGGGAGGAGCUAACGGCGAAGCUGCUGCGAUUGGAUGACCUGGUGAGGAUGGAGAAUGACGUCAUGGAGCCAAAGAGGAAGAGGAGUUUCCCCGGCAACAACGCCCCGCUGGACCGGCUGUCGGUCAGCUCCAUGGAGACCAAACAGGCGACGAACAAGCAGAGUAAGUCGGUCGAGCUGCAGCGGCGUCGAGUCAAUCCGCCUCCCAUCGACAGGAUCGGCAUGAGUCGUCUACCAAGCAGUCGAGGAUAGGCCCCGCCCCCUCCCUCAGACGGCCCGCCCCCUCUCUACAGCGCCCUCCUCUGGACAGAGGACUCACCACAGCCGCAUGAAAAGCAGCCAGCCACACCUGUCAAUCAUCCACCUUCACCUCACCUGGAUGCCCCCACCCUCCUGCCCCGCCCCCUCAUGGCCAUGAAUGUUAAGUGAUGGUGCAUUCAGGUGCUGCUGGUAAACUUAUCUCUCAUGUCUGAGACAGACGGAAUAAAAACCAGAUGAAGCUUCAGGGUCCGAACAGUGAAGCCAGAACAGAACCUACAUUCUCUCCAACGACCAGCAGGAGGCGACUCCACUGGUUACAAGAGAAGUCUGACUGUAUGUAAGCUUAUGAUAAAAUGACCCUCCUUCUCUCGAUCUCUAUUUCCACAAUGACUUGUUUUGAAAGUUUUUACCGUGUCACCUGAACGCCUCAUCACUCCCCCCGCCCCGCCCCGCCCCCUCCUGUGACCGGAGGCAUCCAUCGCCUCGACACUGAAACUGAACACGUGACGCGACUUACCUGAGUUUCUGCCUCGUAGAGUUUGUGUUAUUUUGUCGCAGCAGGUCUGUUGACAGCAGGACGACGUCUCCACUGCAGGAAGGACAAACAGGAAGUCCAUGUUGUCCCACAUUGACUUAAACAAACUCAGUCUGUUUUCUUCAAGCAGCACCUACAGGCCAUCAGGUGAACUGCACCCCCUAUUAAGGAAAAUGUUACAGGAUGGUGUUAGCUUAGCUCAGCAUAAAAACACAGAGGGAAACAGCUAGCCUGUCUCAGUCAGUCAGCACGUCACGCUCUCAUUAACACUGUUUCUAACCAACUGCAUCUAGAAACCACUGAGGCUAAUUUAGCAAGCUAGCGAGGAGCUAACAUACUGCAGGAAGUGCAGAAGACAAAGACAAGGCUGUUGUGAGAAUCAACAUAUUCUAACAUCAGAACACCCGAAUGAGUCGAUCACCAAGUGAACAUGAACGUUACAGAGCACCAGAACACGACCGUCUGGACCUGCAGUCUGAGUACGUUCAGGAGAACAUCUGGGUUUGUGUUAAAAUCAGUAAGUUAUUUAUCUUCACUUACAUUAUGUAAGACUUGAGCAAGUCACACGGGAUGAACAGCUUCACCUGAAAGACCGUUCACCUCAACCUCCUCAGUAUAUGACUUCAGCUGACUUCCUCCUUUGCUGCAGACUGUUCCUUUAAAACCAGCAGGCUGUUCCUUUAAAACAGCUCGUGUUGUUUGUGUUGUUAUAAAAUCUACAUCCUGUGAAAUCAGCCGGUCCGGUACCGACGUGGUGACGGUGCAGUGGAGACGUUUCCUGGUCGCUGAGACGUGACAGUGUUCUGUUCAGUCCAGUUCUGUCCUGUUGUUCUGCUUGUUCCAGCUCAAUAAAGCCUCAGUGAUCAGCUGCUCGUGUCCGUGAUGUUUGAUCGUGUUCACAGAACAAACACUUCAGUUCAGUUUAUCGACUCAAACGGAAGUUCAGGAUCUUUUAAAGCAGAUUAUUAAAAAUCUGCUGGACUGUUCUGUCCGUCAGGAUGUGAUGAUGGUACCGUCAGAACGAUUCAUGAGCUCACAGGAAGUGACGUUGACAGGAAGUGACGUUGACAGGAAGUGACGCUGACAGGAAGUGACGCUGACAGGAAGUGACACUGACAGGAAGUGAUGCUGACAGGAAGUGAUGCUGACAGGACUGUUCUCACAGCAUCACGUUGGCGUCACCCUGUGAGCUGCGGAGAGAAACAUUAGCUUCUCACAAACUCCUGAAAACUAAACUUUUGUUCACAUGUAAACUUCUUCCAGGUCCAAGAUAUUCAGAACCUCUUCAGUGUUUCCAUCCGAACAGCUGAGUGAGCGAUGACACGCAGUGAUCAGCUGUUUGAGUUUUGAUACUCAGUGUUUGAGUUUGUAUGCUGAGUUCAGACUCUUUCUCGUGACUCUUUGACAAGAUUUCAACUAGAUUCUACAAAAAGGUCAAAAAUCAUGAAAAAAGUAAAAAAAAAAAGUCCUGAGAAAAAAGUUACGAUUCUGAGUUUAGUCAGAAUCCUGUGAAACAGGAUUGUUGAUGUCGUCGAUCGGUGGACGACUUGUGUUUGCAGUCAGCGCUCGAAGACACCGGCUGCCUUCGUUCCUCUGAGCAAACAUGAGUCAGAAUUCUGAGAAAAGAUGGAAGUUUGAACUGUCAGUUUGCAUCACUUCCUGUUUACGUUUGGCUCUGUGCGUCGUCAUGGAAGCAUUUAAAUGAACCAAUCAGCAGUUCAGAGAUUGUUUUGACACAAAAUGGCUUCAACAGCUCCAGCGGAUCAACUUCCACUCUGUGAAGUAACAAACAUGUCAGGCGAGUUAUGAAACAGGAAUAUUAGUGGGAUAUUAAUU